AUAAAAGUAACUCCUAUGCGGAAGGUGGCAGUAAUGCACCAAAAUCGGUUUACCAACCGACAAAAUAAGCGGAAGAAGAAGAAUACUCGCAAGGGUAUCUGGGAUAUCACGGAAGAGCGGUUUUGUGUCCUUGUGUCAGAGACGGUUGAUAAAGCAAAGAAAAUGUCCAUGUACAGGCACUUUAUGGUGGGUGCCCUCAGGCACAUUUCCAGGAGGAGUAUUGGCACUAGUGUCUGUAGGCAAGUUGAAAAUAAAGUCCCAUUGAAGCAGAAGAUGUUUCAGGAGGACAAUGGUAUACCCAUUCAUUUGAAGGGAGGCCCCAAAGAUGCUCUUCUGUACAGGGCAACCAUGACCUUGACUAUUGGGGGUACUGCAUACCUUUUAUAUGAGCUGUUCAACGCUGCUUGCCCAAAGAAGAAGGACUGAUUCAUUUGACUUACCCCUGUGUACAACAACUUUUUGCCAGUGUACAUAUUCGUAAUCAGGGAGUCUUUUGUCUCGUCAAUGAGUGUUAUUUAAUGUGAAUGGGAUCAAUACUUGAUUGGUGUUGCAAUCAACAAAUAGUAAAUAAAAUCUCUACAGUGUU
Alosa alosa (allis shad) is the source of this 586-nucleotide messenger RNA. RefSeq names its product cytochrome c oxidase subunit 7A2, mitochondrial-like. NCBI's taxonomy places the organism in Eukaryota, Metazoa, Chordata, Actinopteri, Clupeiformes, Clupeidae. The coding region runs from base 16 to 426 and encodes 136 amino acids. The record is from RefSeq and is a predicted model, not a curated record. The transcript is spliced from 4 exons. Gene Ontology annotation, biological process: regulation of oxidative phosphorylation; mitochondrial electron transport, cytochrome c to oxygen; mitochondrial respirasome assembly.